Messenger RNA from Colius striatus (speckled mousebird), 3877 nucleotides. RefSeq names its product calcium release activated channel regulator 2B (gene CRACR2B). The record is from RefSeq and is a predicted model, not a curated record. The coding region runs from base 1 to 2346 and encodes 781 amino acids. Lineage: Eukaryota; Metazoa; Chordata; Aves; Coliiformes; Coliidae. The transcript is spliced from 19 exons. Gene Ontology annotation, molecular function: GTPase activity; calcium ion binding; GTP binding.
AUGAAGAAAGCUGGAGGCGGCAGCCCCGGCGCCGCUGCCGGCCCGGCCGCCCGGCCAGCUUUCCCUCGCCCGCCCGAGCCCCGCUCAUUUCCGGCUCGGGGCCGUCUGCGGAGCUGUCGGCGCCUCCGCUCGCUCGCUGCCCCAGGCAGUGCGGCCGCAGGUGCCCGCGCCGCUCCGCUUCCCCUUCGCCGCGUCAGCUCUUCUGUUUAUCCCAGCCCUGGGGGAAAAGACUCUGAGAAGAUGGAGAACCAAAGGGGAGAACUCCUGGGAUAUGGCCACUGGGAAAGAGAAGAGGAAGGGGAUGAGGAAUAUGGGGUGUCUCCUGGUGCUUCUCCUUCCAGCCAAAUGAGCAAACUGGAAGAUGUCCAGGUGGAGGUGCUCGAGAAGGCAAGGGAACUCUUCCAGCUGUGUGACAAGGACGAGAAGGGCUUUAUCACCAAGGUGGACAUGCAGCGGCUGCAGAGCGAACUCCCCCUGACCCUUGAGCAGCUGGAGACUGUUUUUGACAGCUUGGAACAGAACAAUAAUGGAUACCUCACGCCUGUGGAGUUCAGCAUGGGAUUAGGAAAGUUAAUAGAGAUUGAAUUGUGUCAAGGGGCUGGGAGAAUGGAUCACUCCAGACACGAGGAGACCUUUGAGUCAGGCUGGUCAGAUGACUUGGAUCCGGCAGUUGAUGAUGAGGAGAAACGAUUCUGUUCCAUGAUGGAACAGCUUGGAGCAGCCCAGGUGUUUGAAGAUCCAUGUGAGAUUCGGGAGCUGUGGGCUCGGCUCCGGAAGGAGCGGCCGGAGCUCUUAUCCAACUUUGAGGAGUUUCUGCUGCGUGUUUCGUCGUACAUACAGGAGGUGAAUCGCGAGAAGGAGUCCAUGGAACAGGCACUGAAGCGGAAGGAGACAGACCAUGACCGAGAAGUCAGGUGCCUUUACGAAGAAAUGGAGCAACAGAUCAAAGCAGAAAGGGAGAGGCUUAUCUGCCAGGAAGCACUGAGACAUGAUAGGAGUAACCUGCUCCAGAAGGAACUGCGCAGCAAAGAGCAGGAGCUGGAGAAAAUCCUCUAUCGCCAGAAGAAGCUGGAACAUCAGCUACAGUCACUGAACUCGGAGCAGCUGGAGACGCGUGUGCAGAAUGAAAGGCUCCGGCACCUGAAUGAAAACCUGCUGGAAGAGCUGGAGAAAAGCAAAUGGGAGCUGGAGGCAGUGAAGGGGCAGUUACAGAAGCUCCAGAAAGAGGCUCAGCUUGAGCAAGAGCAGAAGGACAGGGAUGUGUUUAGAGUCUCCAAGAACAUGCAGAAAGAGAAACAAAGCCUCCUUCGGCAGCUGGAGCUCCUCAGAGAGAUGAACAAGAAACUUCGAGAUGAGCGAGAUACCUUUGAAGCCAAGAAGCUGGCUCCUCAGAGCAAAAAGCCCCUGUUGAAGAAAGGGUUGGUGCUAGGCAGUCACCUGCUGGACGACAAGCUGGUCAAACGACAGCUGGCACCUGCAGACCUUCCCUUCACCUUCCCGGGGGAUGUGGCAGUGGAAGAACCCAACAGAAAGAACUGUAAAUACUUCCCAGGCAACAGGAUGUGGUUGAAGACAGGAGGAGAGAAGAGCAGAGACAAGGAGAGAUUGGCAUUGGCAGCAGAUGCUGAGUGGUUGAAGAUGACUUUAAAGGGCAAUGCUAACGGUAGAAAAACUGCAGAUGGAUUUCAUGACGCUCCAUUGCCUCCUAGAGAACAGCCUGUUGGCACUGAAACUAGGCUCCAGGCACUGGACCCAGCCAGCUGUUCCCCAGACCGCAUCUUUAAAGUGGUGUUUGUGGGGAACUCCGGUGUUGGGAAGAGUUCCUUCAUCCACCGCUUCUGCUACAACAGGUUCCUGGCUGAGCUCAAUGCAACCAUCGGUAUUGAUUACCAGGUGAAGAGUCUGAUGGUGGAUAACACUCAGGUUGCUUUACAGCUGUGGGAUACAGCAGGACAAGAAAGGUUUCGGAGCAUUACCAAGCAGUAUUUCCAGAAGGCAGAUGGGAUUCUGGUGAUGUACGACGUUACGGCCGAGUGCUCCUUCACGGCAGUGCGGAACUGGAUGAGCAGUGUGCAGGAAGGUAUCGAGGAUGGAGCUGUGGUCUUUCUACUUGGAAAUAAAAUGGAUGCUGUGCAGAGAGAGAUCCGGAAUGUGCCCAAGGCAGAGGGUGAAAGGCUGGCAAAGGAAUACAAGGCUGUCUUCUACGAGUGCAGUGCAUUGACUGGCUACAACAUUGUGGAACCAAUGCUACACAUGGCCAGAUUGCUGACAGCACAAGAAGACAGGCAGAGAGAGUGUGCCCUGCAUCUGGAAGAUGUCAGCAGGAGGAAAGGGUGCUGUGCAUAAGGCACAUCAGUGUGUCAGCAAGAGGCUUGUGCCGGCACUGUGUCAUGAAGCUGGGGUUCCUUUCAAGCAAGCCAAAUCUGAUGGUUUCAGCUCUGCAGAGACUUGGGGAAGCUGCAGCUUUUCCUCAUCGGGGAGUUUCAAGGCACUAGAUCAGACCAAAAGGUGCAUAUGACCUCCAAAGUUCCAUUUGCCAGCUCUAUGCACAGCCCUGGUCUCUGAAGGCCACUGCUGCUUUGGGGGAACUGGACUGGUCUGGCCACCAGCACCAACUGGGCCUUCUGUCUGAAGAGGCCUCUUCUCUGUAAAAGGAUGAAGGCUUGUUCAUUUUCUUUCUGGUAAAGAAGUGGCCUGGUAGCAGAAAGUGGAGGAGACAGUGGGUGCUGUGUUAAUAGAAUUUUAGUGUAAGAGAGAAAAAAAUUGUUUUCCAUUUGGGCUGGCUCUAAGGUAGUGACCCUUCUGUCUCAGAGCAGCAUCUCCUUGAGCUUCUGUCACAGCAGCGCCCAACUGAAACCCAGAGUUCUCAAUCAGGCCCUGUAUUUACUGUGAAAUUUGGUUUGACUGGCCAGUACUGUAUUUACAUGUGGAUAUAGUAUGAACUGAUAAAAUGAGUCAUCCCCAUGGCUUUCUUCAGUUUGUGUUACCCUAAUGGACCUCGUUGCUUCUCCUCUCCGCUGUUUACUGGACACAGAGCAGUCACCCUGGGACUCAGUGCUGCCGCAUGCUGCUGAUUCAUGACCUGGUGCAGGAGCUCUGCUGUGCAUGCUGGCAGGCCAUAUACAGCCUGUUUUGAGGCUGAACGCUGCCUGUUUCCUCCUGUUCUCUUAUCCUUUCUGGAAGAACUGCCAGCACAGUGUGGAGCGAUCCCAACCUGUGAGCGUGGCCGCGGUGCUUUCUGUCCCUGGGCCAGGUGCACAGGCCUGCGCCACACGUACCCACUGAAGCUUUUUCUCGCAUGAUGACAUCAUGCAAUAACCUCCGUUUCCCAGUAAAGGGCCUGAGAAAGGGCAGGCCUGAAAUCAUUCCUGUUGAGAAGGGCCCUUCUUAUCGCUAAGGAGUGGGGUGAGCAGGCCGAGGGGAAGCACGGGCUGAGGGAGCAGUUGGCCCCAACAGUGUGCCUCUCGCAUAGCUGCCGUGGUGCCCGUGCGUGAAGGAAGGUUCCCACGUGUGAAGAAGGUCCUGCUGCUCUCUGGGGUGUGAUGCUCUGUUUGUACUUUGCUUGCUUUUGCAGCCCUCUGGGACAAAAUGAGCUUUUUUGGUAGUGCCCCCUUCCUGUUCUUCUUUGAGCCCAUUUCUAUAUGCGAUUGCUAUUUUAGGUGCAAGAUGUGAUCCUGCAGCUGUGACACAGCCCCCUCAGCCUUGCAGCACGGGCAAGGCCUGUAGUUAUUCAUUAUCUUGCCUCUCUUGGGAUAAGGUGAUUACUCUGAACAUCUGUUUAUUGCACAGAUUUCUUUGGGAAUGUCCCAUGCAGGAAAAGUGCUCUGAAUGCCUACAGCCCAUCAGCAUUACAAAGAAUUUCCAUGGUUCCUCCCAC